This is a messenger RNA of Aureobasidium subglaciale EXF-2481, 1638 nucleotides long. RefSeq lists its product as uncharacterized. Lineage: Eukaryota; Fungi; Ascomycota; Dothideomycetes; Dothideales; Saccotheciaceae. The transcript is spliced from 2 exons. Gene Ontology annotation, cellular component: membrane. Gene Ontology annotation, molecular function: transmembrane transporter activity. The record is from RefSeq and is a predicted model, not a curated record. Bases 1 to 1638 code for a protein of 545 amino acids. Gene Ontology annotation, biological process: transmembrane transport.
AUGUCGUCAAACCAGGCCGAAGCCGAAGUAGGUCAAGCCACGGUCCCUGUCGCGCAAGAAGCUGGUCUCUCCUUCGGCAAUAUCCUCAAGGGAAACGCAGCCCAUGCCCUCACGCCGUUCGAGAGAAAGGCGGCCCUUGUUAAUGCUGAACUCGACAAGUUCGGCAUGGGCAAGUACCAAUGGUGCAUUUGGUUUCUGUGCGGCUUCGGCUACUUCCUGGAUCUCGCGUGGUCGCAGGGUGUCGGUCUCGCGGCAACUGCCAUCUACCAGGAGAUGGGUGUGCCCGAUGCCAGAACCGGAGACAUUUACUCUUUGGCAAACGCCGGGCUGGCCAUUGGCGCCUUCAGCUUUGGUCUUCUGGUCGAUGUGAUUGGCCGCAAGUGGGCCUUCAACCUGACCUGUCUGAUCACGUCCGUCUUUGGUCUGCUCUUGGCAGCACCCAAGCACAACUACCACGCCAUCUGCGGCAUCUACUUCUUGGCCUCGCUUGGUCUCGGCGGCAACAUCCCCAUUGACGCCACCAUCACUCUCGAGUUUCUUCCCCAGAACCGUCGUUUCCUCGUCGCAUUGCUCUCGCUCUGGCAGCCCGUUGGUGUCGCCAUCGCUUCUCUCCUCGCGUUCGGCACCACGGCCAGACCCAAGUGGCGUUGCGACCCCGACUUGCCUGCUUGCGGCAACGGCGUGACUCCCUGCUGCACCACGUCAAGCAACAUGGGCUGGAGAUACCUGUUCAUCAUCCUCGGCGGCAUGACUCUCGUCAUCUUCUUCCUCCGCUACUUCAUCUUCACCUUCCAAGAGUCGCCCAAGUUCCUCGUCAGCAGAGGCAGAGAUGCCGAGGCCAUUGAGGUUCUCCACAAGAUCGCCAGAUUCAACAAGGCUCCCCCACCACUUCUGACUGUCGUCCAUCUUGCUGCCAUUGACGAGACGUAUUCCAUGUCGACCGACGCGAUUGAGACGACUGGCCAGCCCCUCAGCACCAUGCAAACGACCAAGAAGGUCUUGAAGAACACGGCCCACAGCUUCAAGCAUCUCAAGGCCCUCUUUACCAACAAGCUCCAGAUGUUCAUCUUUGUCCUCCUGGCCGUCGCUUACAUGGGCGACUACUGGUCCUUCAACCUUGCCGGUCAAUUCUUGCCCAUCAUUCUUCUCCGCAACAAUGUCAGCAGCGGAGCUACAACCGUCACCAAGACCUAUGUCCAGUACAUCGCCAUCUACACGCCUGGUAUCGCCGGUGCCAUCAUUGCUAUGGCCUCAGUCCAGUUGCCUCUGGUCGGCAGAAAGUGGUCUCUGGUCUUUUCCGCCAUCUGUCAGGGUCUUGCCAUGGCCAUGUACACUCAAGUCAACACCACUGCCGGUUAUGUCGGUCUGAACGCUUUCGAGUACAUUAUGCAAACCUACUUCAACGCCGUCCUUUACGCUUCCGCUCCCGAGCUGUUUGAUACGGCGUACCGUGGAAGUGCCAGUGGCAUGCUGUCCUGCUUGGGUCGUAUCGCUGGCAUCGUCGCUCCCUUUGCCGGAGCAAGUCUUCUGGCCAGCCAGAGUUCCGGUAUCCUAUGGCUGGGUGCCGGUGGUAUUUGGCUGUCUGCCCUGACCAUGAUUUUCCUGCCUGUCGAGAUGAGAAACAGACAGAUGUUCUAG